AAUUACCUACAUAACCUAAAAUUUCCACGGAAUAAAGUCAGUCAACGAAUACAAAUCUUUAGAAAUAAGAAGUUCGGUUCAGAUUUGAUACUAAUCAUUUAGAAAAGUUCAAUCAACAAUCAUCAUGAACCAGGCAGAGGUCACUAAACUAGUGUCAAAAUUACGUAUUCCUGUUCCUGCCAAACAUCGGAGACUGCGAAAUCCAAAGGGUCCUGAAGGCAGACUCGAUAAAUUACGUAAAACUGUGACUGGUCUUAUAAAAUAUGAAAGAAUAGAGCUGAAUCAUAGCAGAGGUGAUGAGGCUCGCCAGUACGCCGAACGGCUUAUAUCGGAAGCUAUACGCCAUGGAGACUGCCAUAAACCUACAAUGGAAACUGCAGAUUUCUGGCUUCUUGAGAAACAACUUAUUCACAAGUUAUUCAAAGUUCUUGUACCAAGAUACGAACAAUUCAGCACUUGUUACACAAAUUUUGUGAAGGCACCGAGGGCUCAGAAUUCAAGAAAUCCUGAUAAAGCUGUGCUCGAGCUGAAGGGAAAUCCAUACCCACCUCUAAAGAACAAACAGGCUAAAAACCGUUUACUGAUCCAAAACAUACUGCUUGAUGCAGCUAAGCAUGACUAUAGGCAGGCAAAAUACGCUGAAAUUGCUCAAAACAUUGGUGAAGGCAAAUCUGAAACUACAGAAGAAAAACCCAUAGAAAAAUCAUCUGAGAGUUGAAUCCAAAGCACUUAUUUAUAGAUUAGUAUUGUUAGGCAUAACAUUAAAUGUAUUUGGUUCUACAAAA
Messenger RNA from Plodia interpunctella (Indianmeal moth), 785 nucleotides. It is a transcript of the gene mRpL17, whose product is annotated as mitochondrial ribosomal protein L17. Bases 125 to 718 code for a protein of 197 amino acids. Lineage: Eukaryota; Metazoa; Arthropoda; Insecta; Lepidoptera; Pyralidae. The transcript has 2 exons. The record is from RefSeq and is a predicted model, not a curated record. Gene Ontology annotation, biological process: translation. Gene Ontology annotation, molecular function: structural constituent of ribosome. Gene Ontology annotation, cellular component: mitochondrial large ribosomal subunit; ribosome.